GCUCGGUUAGCCCGGCACCCGCUCUACAGGAACGAGCCGGUCGGACAGGACCCAGCCCCGCGCCUCGCCAUGCCCGCAGGAUGCGGAGCCCCGCCGCGUGGGGCCGGACUGGGAGACGGGACCUGCCACCUGCUCGGCUGAGGGCGCGGCCGCCUCUGCGUGCGGCGCCUUAGAACACCUCGGUGGCCGCGGCGGGGGGCUGAGGACGUAGGCAGGCUAACUAUAGCCUCUCCCCGGAGCCAGCCGGGCUGCAGCCUGCUCGGAAGCCGGGCUGCGUAAUCCCAGCGCUGCCCACCGUGCAGAGGGCGCGCUCGCUGGGCAUCGCCACAGGUGACUUGAAUUUUUCCGCUGCAGCUGCCUUGCCAAGACACGCCACUGCCACUGAUCGUUGUUUGUACCUUGGCUGGGGGUGGGUGGGGACAGCCGUGAUAAUACUAGUAAAGGGACCUAGCCGUGCCUGCGAGAUCCGAGGACAUGGCUCGGCGCCUGCUUCUCUCUCUCCUGCUCUUUGCCCAACUGGGGGUCGGGGCAGGAUCCAGCCAAGGGCGGACGGUGCACCACAAAGAGAAAGCAAUCACGGGGAAACAGCCUAUUUACAACAACAUCAAGAGCCCGGAUCCUCCCCCGGCUCCCUGGAGCAGAUCUACCGAGAGCACCAUCUUGGCGCAGAGGCUCACCGAAGAGGUGCCCCAAAACGUGGUCUCCUUCCUCUACACGGGGGACUCACGGGAACUGGGGCGCGCCAACUGCUCCCGGAGGUACGAACUGGCCAGCCUGGCUGGGAAGUCUCGCCUCACCGCUCACCCUUCUUUGCACGGUGCCCUGGACACGCUCCUCCACGCUACCAACUUCUUGAGCAUGAUCCUCCAGAGCAAUAAAUCCCGGGAGCAGAACUUGCAGGAGGACAUGGGGUGGUACCAAGCCUUGAUCAGGAGUCUCCUGGAAGGAAACCCCAACAUAUCUAGAGCAGCUAUUACUUUCAAUGUAGAGCCCUUGUCCUCUGCUCCCCAGGUUUUCCUCCAGGCCAGCCGGCAGGAGACCCAGAUCCUCUUGCAGGAUUUGUCCUCCACAGCUCACCAUUUAGCCAAUGCCUCGAUCGAAACGGAGUGGUUCCACAGCUUGAAGCGCAAGUGGAGGCCACAUCUGCACAGGAAGGUUUUAACCCCGGGCCCUAAAACUUUGGAGAGCAGCUGGAAGAAGAAGUACAGCCACACAGCAGAUAAGAACCACAUCAAAUGGUCCUCGCCCUACCUGGAGUGUGAGAACGGGAAUUACAAACCUGGAUGGCUAGUGACUCUGUCAGCAGCUUUUUAUGGGCUGCAGCCAAACCUUCUCCCCGAAUUCAGAGGUGUUGUCAAAGUUGACAUAAAUCUGCAGAAGGUGGACAUUGACCAAUGUUCAAGUGAGGGAUGGUUUUCAGGAACUCACAAAUGCCAUCUCAACAAUUCUGAGUGCAUGCCAAUUAAAGGCCUUGGAUUUGUUCUUGGAGCCUACAAAUGCAUUUGCAAGGCUGGAUUCUAUCAUCCCAACAUCUUUUCAGUGAACAGCUUUCAGAGAAAAGAUACAGAUAAUCACUUCUCUGGAGGCGAGAUGUCUGAGGAAGUCUACACCUGCCUACCCUGCAGGGAAGGAUGUUCUUACUGUACAGAUGAUACUCCCUGCUAUGCACAGGAGGACAAGUAUUUACGACUUGCUAUCAUCUCAUUCCAAACACUCUGUAUGCUGUUGGACUUUAUAAGCAUGCUGGUAGUCUACCAUUUUCGCAAGGCAAAGAGCAUCAGGGCUUCAGGCCUGGUUCUUUUGGAAACAAUCCUUUUUGGAUCACUCCUCCUGUACUUCCCGGUUAUCAUUUUGUAUUUUGAGCCAAGCAUAUUUCGCUGUGUUCUCCUAAGAUGGGUUCGUCUUCUGGGCUUUACUACUGUUUACGGAACUGUGACACUCAAGCUCCACAGAGUUUUGAAGGUAUUCCUGUCCCAAACUGCUCAACGUAUUCCAUACAUGACAGGUGGCCGAGUGAUGAGGAUGCUGGCAGUAAUUCUUCUGAUAGUCUUUUGGUUCCUGAUCGGCUGGACUUCUGCAGUCUGCCAAAACUUGGAGAGAAAUAUUUCACUCAUUGGCCAGGGGCAAACAUCAGAUCACCUGAUCUUCAAUAUGUGCCUCCUAGACCGCUGGGAUUACAUGAUGGCUAUUGCUGAAUUUUUAUUCCUCUUGUGGGGUGUUUAUCUCUGCUAUGCAGUGCGGACAGUCCCAUCAGCAUUUCAUGAGCCACGUUAUUUGACUGUUGCAGUUCACAAUGAGCUCAUUAUCUCUGCUAUAUUCCAUACAAUUAGAUUUAGUCUUGCCUCAAGACUUCAGUCCGAUUGGAUGCUGAUGUUGUUCUUUGCACACACGCACUUGACUCUGACAGUUACCAUUGGGUUACUUCUGAUACCUAAGUUUUCACACUCAAGCAAUAACCCAAGAGAUGACAUAGCUGCUGAAGCAUAUGAAGAUGAACUCGACAUGGGUCGAUCUGGGUCCUAUCUAAACAGCAGUAUCAAUUCAGCUUGGAGUGAGCAUAGUUUGGACCCUGAGGACAUCAGGGAUGAGUUGAAGAAACUAUAUGCCCAGCUUGAAAUCUACAAAAGGAAAAAGAUGAUUGCUAAUAACCCACAUCUCCAGAAAAAGAGGUGCUCCAAGAAGGGCUUGGGUCGUUCAAUAAUGAGACGAAUUACUGAAAUCCCUGAGACAGUCACCAGGCAGUGCUCCAGGGAGGACAAGGACCUUAUGGACCACAGUGCUACAAAGAACACUGCAGUUGUGAGAAAAAACCCACAGGAUUCCACAAGUUAUGUAAAGCCAAAGGAGGAGUCUUUGAAAAAUAGAGUCUUUUCAUUAAAAAAGUCCCAUAGCACUUAUGAUCAUGUUAGAGAUCAAACAGAAGAGUCUAAUAGCUUAACCACAGAAAGUGCAGAAGUUAUAACUGCUGAUCAUUCACUGCUGGAUUCCUUGACAGGGAAAAAAUUAACAAAAAAAUCUACAGAAAAAGUUGAAGCUGUGUCCACUGAAUCUGUCCCUUUAGUGUGCAAAUCACUAAGUGCACACAACUUAAGUGCGGAUAAGAAGCCUCUGCAUCCAAGAACAUCUGUGUUACAAAAAUCUCUCAGUGUUAUUGCUAGUGCCAAGGAAAAGACUCUGGGGUUAACUGGGAAAACGCAAAGUCUAGAAGAAAGCAAUAGAUCCCAUAAACCUCAGCAAAAGGGUAAAGAGGCCAGCAAAAAACACUCAGCCAGCGAUAAAGGGGAGCAUAAAGAUUCACAUCGGAAAAACUCUACUCACACUGAGGAGACAAGGAAACCACAUAAAUCUGGAAUUAUGAAACAACAAAGGGUUAGUCAGACAAUUGCAAAUCCUGACGCAGGCACAGGCAAGUCCCUGCUUAAGGACAAUUUUGACAUAGCAGAAAUUUGUCCUUGGGAGAUUUAUGACCAAACUCCUGAUUCUGUGCCUUCUGAAUCGAAAGUUCAAAAACAUGUGUCUAUUGCUUCCUCAGAAACAGAGAAAAAUCACACUUCCCAGCCAAAGGGGAAAUCUCAUCACAAGCUUAAGACAGCUGAAGGGUAUCAGCAAUCAAAUCAAAAGAGCACAGAGAAGUCGGAAGCAUGCACUCGGGAGGCCCAAGAGCAGCAGGUUUUUGAAAAUGAGAAAAAACAUUUAAAUUCCAAGUCUCAGAUCAUCCCCGGGUUUAAGGGUGAAAAUGUUAAUAAAUAUUAUGCAGCAAAUAUUUGUGCUGGGGAAUCUGAGGAACUGCCAAAAAAAGCUGCAGUGCAAACAGCUGAAAGGGAAAAGCUCAAUAAUUUGGGAGAAAAGAAAAAAAACACAUCCUUGGAGGGAAACAUGCUUUCAUCUGACUCCUAUAGAUCAAGUAGUAACUUACAGCAAGCUUUAACAUCUCGAGCUGAAGUCUGUCCAUGGGAGUUUGAAACACCAGAUUUACCAAAUGCAGAAAGAGGUGUAGCUUUAUCGAACACAGCCGCUUUAGGUGCAAAUAAAACAGCAACGCCUCAGAAAUAAGAGGUUUUGGACUGAAAAGAGUAGCAGCACCAAGAAGAAAGACUACAAGAAGGAGGAAAGUGAGAGGGGGAGUAGGCCAAGAGGAUCUGAAAAUUUCUAAGGAGUAUCACUUAACUGAGGGGACCAGAACAUGAAAAAAGUAGGAAAUAAGCAAAAUAAAUUAUUAUUAUUAUUGUUGUUGUUAUUUAUUUGUUGAGUGCCAACAGUGUGAUCAGUGGUAUCCAAACCAUGGAGAGGACAUGGUCCCUGUGCUGAGGAGUUUACAGUCUAAAUGAACAGACACCUGCCUUUGCAAAACCAUUUCUCUCUUACAAAAAGAAAAAAAAAUGUGAAUGGCUCUAACAAUCAAACAAAUUCCAACUGAAUUAUUCCUGAAUGCCCCAAACUGGGCGAAACUUGCCCUUGGCACUUUAAAGAUCCAAUAGAAGUAUGGCAUGGAAAAUGCCUUGAUGGCAAAAUUUGGUAUCAAUGAGCAACUUACUGAAAAGAUGACUUUUCAUAUUUAACCUUGAUAGCACUGCUAACUUAAUGCAUCCCAAAAAUACAUGUUAUAUAAUGAUUGCUCUCAUUUUCUUAUACAUGUAUGUUUAAGUACAUUGUUGUGUCUCAUAUUAAAGCAUUCCAGAUUGUAUACAUUUUGCAAAUAACUUUGAUAUUAUGUGACACAACAACACAUUUAUGCAAUCUGCAGAUACUCUAUUGUUAUUGCAAUUUACAAUACCUGCUAUAGACUUUUGUUUAUUUAUGAAUUACAGUAAGCUUUCACUGGCUAUGAAAGCCAUAACUUGUAUGGGAAAAUACGUUGGGUUUUGUUGUGAUUUAUAUUGUGAAUUUUCUGUUCUACUGUCUAUUAUUUAAAAUUAUCGUUUGAUACUGUAUUAUUCAGGGUUUUUAUACAAGGUAAGUUAUUUGUUUGGCACUUCUCUGUUAGCACUCAUAGACUUUAUUAGUGGAGAGCAAGUCGUCUAUUUAGCUGUGUAUUUGGAUAAGUCCAAGGACAACUUAUCUGUUGUUUGUUACAAGUUUGACAAAUAUCAUUUAUCACUCCAGAAUUCCUGCUUUAAUCAUCCAUCAUCAGUAUAUUUCUCUGUAUUUCAUACGGAGCAUAUUCUGCUGAAGAAAAAGAACAAAGAUAACAAAAAAUAACCUUAGUUUAU
Messenger RNA from Mauremys reevesii (Reeves's turtle), 5210 nucleotides. It is a transcript of the gene GPR158, whose product is annotated as G protein-coupled receptor 158. NCBI's taxonomy places the organism in Eukaryota, Metazoa, Chordata, Testudines, Geoemydidae. Gene Ontology annotation, molecular function: G protein-coupled receptor activity. Gene Ontology annotation, cellular component: membrane. Bases 475 to 4053 code for a protein of 1192 amino acids. The transcript has 11 exons. The record is from RefSeq and is a predicted model, not a curated record. Gene Ontology annotation, biological process: G protein-coupled receptor signaling pathway.